This is a messenger RNA of Musca vetustissima, 3814 nucleotides long. Its product is annotated as pre-mRNA-splicing factor ATP-dependent RNA helicase PRP16. The record is from RefSeq and is a predicted model, not a curated record. Gene Ontology annotation, cellular component: intracellular anatomical structure; spliceosomal complex. Gene Ontology annotation, molecular function: ATP hydrolysis activity; RNA binding. The transcript is spliced from 5 exons. NCBI's taxonomy places the organism in Eukaryota, Metazoa, Arthropoda, Insecta, Diptera, Muscidae. Gene Ontology annotation, biological process: mRNA splicing, via spliceosome. Bases 14 to 3805 code for a protein of 1263 amino acids.
CCAUCCCAUAGAAAUGGCGGAUGACGAUGAUUCGGGCGUUCAUCGUCUCGAAGGUACAAGUGGCAGUCAAAUGCGCGGCGGAUUGAUAAUCAAAAAAGCAAAGACCGACGAUGGCAACAAGUUCAAAGUUCCGAAACCAUCGAUUUUGGGUUUGGAUAAAUUGGCGGCACAAAAACGCAAAGAACGCGAGGAGAAGGAACGUCUUAUUUCGUUCCGAGACAAUGAACACGACGACGAUGAUGAUAGGCAAGGUGGCAGCAAAACCCCAUCCACUUCGACCAAUCUAAGUGAAUUUGCCUUUAAGAAGCCGGAUACAAUGAGUUUCCAAAAGGUCAGCCGUCAGCUGAGAGCCCAUAAGGAUGAAACUCCCUCUCAUACGGGUGGUGUAUCCGAGGAAGCUCGGGAACGUUUAAGGGAGCACAUCAAACGAGAUCGUAGCAAAGGCGGUGUACAUUAUUCCACUAAGAAUUAUGAGGAGCGUGAUGAUAAGGAACGCAGUAGAUCAUCAUCCUCGUCGUCGUCAUCUUCAAGAGAUAGAGAUCGUGAUCGAGACCGUCAUAAAGACAGAGACCGCAGUCGUGAUAAACGUCGUGACCGUGAUCGUAGUAGAGAACGUGAUAGGGACCGUGAACAUCGUAGAGAUCGCGACCGUAGCGAUCGUAGUGAACGAGAUCGCAGUGAACGUGAUUCCGCACGCAGUGUAAAUACGCCACGUUUCCGUGACGAGCCUAAAACUCCAUCUGGUGUAUCGGUAUCGGGCAGCGCAUGGGAUGAUGAUGACCCAUCGGAACGUUCAUUCCGUAAAUCAUCUUGGGAUUUCCCAACUCCAAAAUCGUACGCCAGCUCGGAGAGAGGUGAUUGGUCGGAACGUAGUUCCAGCAGUGGUUUUGGUUCUAUGUCCGGCUCUCGCAGCCGCUCACGUAGAGAUCGAGAAGAUGACACACCUCGUCCCACGCCAGCCCACAAAUACAAUCAAUGGGCUAAUGAUCGCAAACGUUCGGGAGCCACCCCAGCAACAGGUCGUAGUAAUCGUCAACCGUGGGGUGAGAGUGAUGAAGAUCGUGAUAUGUGGGAGGAGGAACAACGUCGCUUGGAUCGAGAGUGGUAUAACAUUGAUGAAGGCUACGAUGACGAACAUAACCCCUUCGGCAAUGCCAAUGCCGAUUAUUUCAAGAAACGUGAAGAAAUGUUGGAGCAGAAACGCACGAAGCGUAUCAGUGCCCAGCAGAGACAGAAUAACAAAGACAAUGAAUUGUGGGAACGAAAUCGUAUGUUAACCUCCGGUGUGGUUAUGUCCAUUAAUGUCAAUGAUGACUUUGACGAGGAAGCUUUGGAACGUGUCCAUUUGUUGGUCCAUCACAUUAUACCACCAUUUUUGGAUGGCCGCAUUGUUUUCACCAAACAACCGGAACCUGUUAUUCCGGUGAAAGAUCCUACCUCAGAUAUGGCUUUAUUGGCACGCAAAGGUAGUGCCUUGGUGCGUGUCUAUCGUGAACAGAAGGAACGGCGUAAAGCCCAAAAGAAACAUUGGGAAUUGGGCGGUACGAAAUUGGGCAACAUUAUGGGUAUAGAAAAGAAAGUCGACGAAGAAGAUGCGAAAUUCGACAAAGACUCUGACACUGCCGAUUAUCGUAAAGAUCAAAAAUUUGCAGAUCAUAUGCGUGAUCAAGAUAGUUCAGGGGGAGGUUCAAGUGAUUUUUCACGUAAAAAAUCAAUAUUCGAACAGAGGCGAUUCUUGCCGGUGUUCGCCGCUCGCCAGGAACUGCUGAAUAUUAUACGUGAAAAUUCGGUUAUUAUUAUUGUGGGUGAAACUGGCAGUGGCAAGACAACACAGUUGACCCAGUAUCUGCACGAGGAUGGUUAUAGUAAUUUUGGAAUGAUUGGUUGUACCCAGCCACGUCGUGUUGCUGCCAUGUCUGUGGCUAAGCGUGUUUCCGAUGAAAUGGGUACCAAAUUGGGCGAAGAAGUAGGCUAUGCUAUACGUUUUGAGGAUUGUACAUCGGAGAAAACGGUCAUCAAAUACAUGACCGAUGGUAUUCUGUUGCGUGAAAGUUUACGUGAUCCAGAUUUGGAUGGUUAUUCGGCAAUCAUUAUGGACGAAGCCCAUGAACGUUCGUUGUCUACAGAUGUUUUAUUUGGAUUGUUGCGUGAGAUUGUUGCCCGAAGACGUGAUUUGAAGUUAAUUGUUACCUCAGCCACUAUGGAUGCCACCAAAUUUGCCACCUUCUUUGGUAAUGUGCCAACCUUUACCAUCCCCGGUCGUACCUUCCCUGUUGAUGUACUAUUUAGUAAAAAUCCCUGUGAGGAUUAUGUCGAAUCGGCUGUGAAGCAAGCCCUACAAAUCCAUUUAACUCCCAAUGAAGGUGAUAUGUUGAUUUUUAUGCCCGGUCAGGAGGAUAUUGAGGUUACAUGUGAGGUAUUAGCUGAACGUUUAACGGAAAUAGAUAACGCCCCAGAGUUAUCGAUAUUGCCCAUCUAUUCGCAAUUACCAUCCGAUUUACAAGCGAAAAUAUUUCAACGUUCUGCCGAGGGUAUACGCAAAUGUGUUGUGGCCACAAAUAUCGCUGAAACCUCCUUAACAGUGGAUGGUAUUAUCUAUGUCAUCGAUUCGGGAUUUUGUAAAUUAAAAGUCUAUAAUCCACGCAUUGGUAUGGACGCUCUACAAAUCUAUCCCAUAUCUCAGGCUAAUGCUAAUCAACGUUCCGGCCGUGCUGGACGUACUGGACCGGGUCAAGCCUAUCGUUUAUAUACCCAACGACAAUACAAAGACGAAUUAUUGCCUCUAACCGUACCUGAAAUACAACGAACAAAUUUGGCCAACACUGUGUUGUUGUUGAAAUCAUUGGGUGUGGUCGAUUUGUUGCAAUUUCAUUUUAUGGAUCCACCACCACAGGAUAAUAUUCUGAAUUCGUUGUAUCAACUUUGGAUAUUGGGUGCCUUAGAUCAUACAGGGGCGUUGACACCGUUGGGUCGACAAAUGGCUGAAUUUCCCUUGGAUCCGCCACAGUGUCAAAUGUUGAUUGUAUCCUGUCAGAUGGAAUGUAGUGCUGAAGUUUUGAUAAUCGUUUCCAUGUUAUCGGUGCCCUCAAUAUUUUAUCGUCCCAAGGGCCGUGAGGAAGAAGCUGAUGGUGUUCGUGAAAAGUUUCAAGUUCCCGAAUCCGAUCAUUUGACAUACCUCAAUGUGUAUUUGCAAUGGAAGCUUAAUAACUACAGCUCUAAUUGGUGCAAUGAACACUUCAUACACAUCAAGGCAAUGCGUAAGGUACGCGAAGUCCGCCAACAGCUUAAGGAUAUUAUGAUACAACAAAAACUCUCAGUGAAAUCGUGUGGCACCGACUGGGAUAUAAUCCGUAAAUGUAUCUGUUCGGCAUAUUUUUAUCAAGCGGCACGCCUUAAGGGUAUUGGUGAAUAUGUAAAUCUACGUACCGGUAUGCCAUGUCAUCUACAUCCUACCUCGGCUCUUUAUGGUUUGGGUACCACACCCGAUUAUGUGGUCUAUCAUGAAUUGGUUAUGACAGCCAAGGAAUAUAUGCAAUGUGCCACUGCUGUGGAUGGCUAUUGGUUAGCCGAAUUGGGUCCUAUGUUCUUCUCUGUGAAGGAAACUGGUCGCAGUGGUCGCGAAAAGAAAAAACAAGCUGCUGAACAUCUUAAAGAGAUGGAGACACAAAUGCGUUUGGCUCAAGAGGAAAUGGAAGAACGGAAACUGAAGGCAGCUCAACGUGAGGAACAAUUGGCAAAUAAACAGGAGAUAGCAACACCAGGCCAUGCCACACCUAGACGAACUCCAUCGAAAAUUGGAUUGUAAUGUGUGUUC